Paramuricea clavata is the source of this 3512-nucleotide messenger RNA. The record is from the annotation of a GenBank genome assembly. NCBI's taxonomy places the organism in Eukaryota, Metazoa, Cnidaria, Anthozoa, Malacalcyonacea, Plexauridae.
AACAGAACGUCGAUUUGCAAUUUUCAAGUGCUGUUGAAAAUGUAAAAUAUUGUUGAUCUUUUCAUCUUUAUUAUGUGAAGAAAUCUAGAUCGUUUGCUAAAUUUGACAAAGCAGUAAUGUAAGGCUUUCGUUCGGGCAAAGUUCGUCUCAUUUGGUCCAAAUUUUGACAGACAACUUUGGAUAUUUGUCGCAAGUUCUUGCAGUAUUGAGUAUUCUCAGCUCAAUUAAAGGUAUAAUUAUAAGGUUCUGUGUUAUUAUUUAGAAUCAUGACGAUGUUAGGCUCUGUUAUGUUGUAGAUUGAUUAAGGAAAGGCAAGAUAGUAUGUAUUAACGACAAUUAAUGGACACAUUUAGUACUGUUGCCAAAAGUGUAAGUGUAAAAACCACUUCAUAAUACACAAAUGGUAUUCCACUUUUGUGAAUGAUUUGAAGAAUGUCAAACUACCGGGAAGCUGUCAGCAAAUUCGUCACAACAUUCUUCAUGACAUUCGUCACGAGAUUAAAUAAAAAGAUAACCACAUCUGGUGAGCUUCCGAUUUCCCAUCAUUUAAAAGCAUUGAACUUAAACCCGACCUCACCAUAUAUGGUUGUUAUCUGUUUAUUUAAUCUUGUAGUGUUGUGACGAAUGUUGCAAACAAUGUCGUGAUGAAUAUUGUGAUGAAAGUUGUGACAACUUCGCAAUAGUUGUCAAUCCUUUAAUUAACCCAUUAAGCUGCAAUGUGCCCUUGUGGUGCUGUUGUUACAUGGACGAUUUUACUUGAGGGGUAAAAUUGUCUGGCUACAAUGUGCCCAAAUCCUUUUUUUUAUUUUACUCUGUCUAAUGCCAUAUUGUCUUACUCUGUCUAACGGCAGAUGAAUUAACUUGUCAAGGGGAGAGUCUUGCAUUGAUUUGCCCAUUUAUAACUGAUGUUUGGUCAUAGCUUUUACAAGAGAAGCCUUCUUUUUGCUUGUGGUUGUCAAUCUACUGUGUCCAGAGGUAUGGCCAUGGGGGGGGGGGCGUGGUCAGGACCAAUUUUGUAAUUCUUUUAAAAUUGAUGUGAAACUUGGGGGGGGGGGCAUAACCGCUUAAUGUUUUCAUCUGUGGCAUAAAAUAAGCCAAAUCUGUGGCUUUCAGAUAAAAUGUGACUAAAAUUCAUGAAAUAGUGUUUCGCAGACCCUAAAAUUAGAAACAUUUUUCACGGGGGCGUGCAUCUGACACCUGGACCAUUAUCCCACACCCCACGGCUGGACGAUUAGCCUUGUUUGGGGCUGGCUACACCCCUGACUAUAUCAAUUUAUUUCAACAACUUAGAUGAACUUAAUUUCAAGGAACUUAAUUUAAUAAAUGAACUUAUUUAUACAACAAUUUUUUAUUUAAUUCAGCUUUAUAAUUGUCAACACUAUGGAAUUGUCUGGCUUAAACAAAGCCCUUCACUCGCUGUACUGUAAGAAAAUCUCAGUAGAAAAGGAAGCCAGCACUCGGCAAGAAAUUGUCUUUAACGUCAAUGUUAUUCUCGGCAAGAUGAAGGAAUGUGACCAGGAGAAAGCCGUCAUGUUUAAGGUGGUCACAGAAAAGGUUUUGCAAGGCAUUUCGUCACAACAUUACGAAGUUUACGUUGUUUUGAAAAGCUUGGAAAAAAUGGUCGAAGUUGUCGAUGCCGUGGAAGAGGGUAUGUGUUCAUUUAUAAUUUGCUUUAUAUCAAGUGGAGUAAGAUCAUCUUAUUACCAUAAUUGCUUUCAAGCAAAGUUGUUUACAACAAUGUUGCAAUUGGACAACUUUACGUUUCAUAUGUCAAAAUAGUAAUGACAUAGGGACGUAACUUUGUGUUUUGCAACGGUCAUUUUCUCAUCCGUGUUGAGUCAAGACAAUAACAAACCUAAAUUACAAAUUCCUCUUUGGCACUUUUGCUGUUUUAGUUAGUAUUUUUAUUUCAUUGUAUUAAUAAAAUGUAUAUAUAAUAUAUUGUUAAAAUAUACCUUUGUUUUAUACAAUAGACCAAAUAUUAGUCCUUGUAACCUUAUUUUCGAUUUGUUAUACAAAAGCCUGUGGGCAAUUGUGGUUUCUAUUGCAAAUUGUUUCAAUAAUAUUAUAAUAAUUCAAUUUAAUAAAGGAUUUUCUCGUCUGGAGUUAGCCAAUCAGAGCUUACCGUACGACUGGGCGGGACCUUGGUACAACUGCUUAGAUAACGAGGGCUUCCUCGUACUGCCCGCAGUACAUCAACGAAUGAGGGGACUGGGCUACGAAGCCAUUACGGAACUACAUUCUCACCACUUUCUCGAAAAUGUACGGGUUGCGGAAGAAGACUUAAACAGCAGCAAAUUUCGAUUUCAGUUCAACUCUAAAUUUCACGGAAAUAUUGUGGUUUAUAUCAUUCCGGCCAUCGAGAUUGAAGUUAGGCCUCGCUGCCUCAGAACUGAUGUACCGGUAAAUUUACAAAACAUUUUGUUGACGGCAAGCGGUUCAUGGGGGUCCAAGGCGGACGACCCGCGCCGGUCACUGUGGCAUGUCUCAUUACUCAUGAUCAAGAAUGAAGUGUUUGCCCACAUGGACUGCCCGGGUGGGUUUCGCCGGUUAGUCCGAGGUGUACUGCAUUUAUUAUGCGAGAAGUACGUACAUUACCCGGUCACCCACAAACUUGUCGAUGCGCUUUUCUUGUGGAACUUGUGCGCGCAUGCAUCGGAGGAGGACUGGGUUCUAGACAAGCUGGCCGCGCGUGUUUUGGAAAUCUUAGAGAACUUGAGACGAGCAUUACGUAAUCAUCGCGUGAGGAACUAUUUUAUGCCUCAGUAUAAUAUGUUAGCCGAUUUUGAUGGACUCAAGUUGGAUAAAGCUGCAGAAAGAGUGCAAUCUCUGAUGCAGAAAUUGAAAGAGAACCCAUACAGCUUACAGCUUUUUGCAACGUGAAGCAUUAAGAAUUAUACAUUCAUUGUGUGAAUUUAGAGGUGUAAUUCUCCUCAUCAAUAAUAGAGAGUUUUGGCAAAUACAAUGGCAAUGGAAACGUGCUCAACAACAGCACUGUCAGGAGCAUCUUUACUAAGACAAAGGCGACUAUAAUUUGCAUUCUUAAGCAUUCUAGUACGCCGUAGUUGUCCAAACUGCUACGUUAUUUACAUCAUUUUCACGGCUCAUAACCACGCCAACACUCACAGAGUAAAACGUUCAAGUCUUUUGCGGUGUUUUAUGUGAAUUCACUUACUAUUGCUACUUCAGGGAAUUUCAGGGUUGUUUAAAAGGAAGAUGAGUGCUUUUAAAAGUUUAGUAAUGUAUGUUUUAAUUGGUUCGCAUAUAAAAGUAUAAGUAAUUUUGUUUCCUGCCGUUGUUGGUUGGCAAACUCAGUAAUAUUCGUAGUGUAAUAUAUGGAUUACAAUACUGGAUUGUAAUAUAAGCGUCAUUUAAUUAAGGACUAAGCCUAAGGUGCAUUCGACACAAAACCAUUUAAUUUAAACGAAUAAACUUUUAAAACUGCAGACUACACUGUAAUAUUGACUCAAACAUUUAAGUAAAAUAAAUCUUUACUCAAAGAGUAAAUUUGC